Messenger RNA from Polychytrium aggregatum, 1094 nucleotides. RefSeq names its product peptidyl-prolyl cis-trans isomerase. The record is from RefSeq and is a predicted model, not a curated record. Gene Ontology annotation, molecular function: peptidyl-prolyl cis-trans isomerase activity. Gene Ontology annotation, biological process: protein peptidyl-prolyl isomerization; protein folding. Gene Ontology annotation, cellular component: fungal-type vacuole; endoplasmic reticulum. The transcript has 6 exons. NCBI's taxonomy places the organism in Eukaryota, Fungi, Chytridiomycota, Chytridiomycetes, Polychytriales. The coding region runs from base 90 to 866 and encodes 258 amino acids.
GUUGCCUGCCUCGAUCUCGAUCUCGAUCUCGAUCUCGAGCCUCUCCGCCGCACGGCCAUCAACAGCCCCGCCAACAUAUCUUUACAGCCAUGCCCCGCAAGUCCACCAUCAUCAUUUUGGCCCUUGUGCUCAUCGGCGCCUAUGUGUUCUUCUUGCCCACACAGCCUGCCGACCUCAAGGACUCUGUCCUCAGAGGGUUCCGAGCUGGGGAGUCGACAACCCUCUCCAAAACCGGCACUGCUUUCCGUCCGCCUCACUCUUCGCCGAGCCCCGCGGUCCCCAGCGAUGCCGUUGAGAGUGUGAAAAAUCCCAAGAGCACCUCUGCUGUCGUCAAGCCGGUCGAUCCUGAGGCCUUCACCUCCAAAGUCUACCUGGAUGUUGCCCACGGCAACAAGACGGUCGGACGGAUUGUCAUCGGCCUGUACGGCAACAUCGUUCCCAAAACCGCCGAAAACUUCCGAGCUCUUGCCACGGGUGAAAAGGGUUACGGAUACAAGGGCAGCACCUUCCACCGCAUCAUCAGCAACUUUAUGAUCCAGGGAGGAGACUUUACCAAUGGCGAUGGUACCGGCGGUAAAUCUAUCUACGGAUCGGCUUUUGAAGACGAAAGCUUCAAGCUGAAGCAUGCUGGCCCUGGAUACGUUAGCAUGGCCAACAGUGGCAAAAACACAAACGGCUCUCAGUUUUUCAUCACCGUCCGUCAAACUGCGUGGCUCGAUGGUCAUCAUGUUGUCUUUGGCAAGGUGAUUUCCGGAAUGGAUGUUGUCAAGGUCCUUGAAGUUGUCGAAACCCGCUCUGGCGACCAGCCCGUCGUGCCCGUCGUGAUCGUCGACUGCGGCGAGCUGCCCCUCGACUCGAGCAACUGAUUUCGAUCGGGUGCAAUCACACAGCCGCUUCUGUGUCUUCUAUUUCACGGGGACUCUCGAGCAAUCUUACACUUUGCUCAUGUGCAAACGGGACACUACCCAUUCCAUGAACAUGUAGAAUGUGAUGGCUUGCGUCGAGCUCAGCCAUAAGAAAUAGAACAGAUCACUUUGGCAGCUUCUGAGUGAAGACACCGGUCGUUCUCCGGUCUCCACAGUCGACAUGCACAC